Halteromyces radiatus is the source of this 1282-nucleotide messenger RNA. RefSeq names its product cation efflux family-domain-containing protein. Gene Ontology annotation, biological process: zinc ion transmembrane transport. Gene Ontology annotation, molecular function: zinc ion transmembrane transporter activity. The record is from RefSeq and is a predicted model, not a curated record. The transcript has 8 exons. The coding region runs from base 109 to 1257 and encodes 382 amino acids. Gene Ontology annotation, cellular component: plasma membrane. Lineage: Eukaryota; Fungi; Mucoromycota; Mucoromycetes; Mucorales; Cunninghamellaceae.
ACUUCCCUACGAUAAGCAAAGCAAAAUAAAAACAAUCCCGAAACACCCCAAUUUUAAUUUACUAUUUCUUCCUUCUUUUCUCCACUUUUUUUUAUUAUAAUUGUUUUGAUGUUGAAAGAAGAAACGAAACCAUUACUUUCUCGAAAGGAAGGUCAAUUAUCUCUACCAAGAUCCAGAUCCACUUGCUCACAGACAGAUCUUAUAAAAAACAAUGAUGCAGAUGCCACUGUUACUAAAAGGAAAUUGAUGACUGCAUGCUUCAUUGCUUUUAUGUUUUUUAUUACCGAGAUCACUGCUGGCUAUCUUGCCAAUUCAUUGGCUUUACUCAGUGAUGGAUUCCACUUGUUGUCUGAUGUAGCAAGUUUCAUCGUUGCUCUAGUUGCCAUCUACCUAGCUGAGAAAUCACCUACGAAACGUCAUACGUUUGGGUUCCAUCGCGCAGAGGUCAUUGCUGCACUUGUUUCUGUUUUUACUAUUUGGUUACUGACUGGAUUUUUGGUCAUGGAGGCUUUCCAUCGUUUAAGCCAUCCUCAACAAAUUGAUGCAAAGAUUAUGUGUGGAACUGCUUCCAUAGGUGUCAUGGUGAACGUCAUAUUGGCUUAUGUAUUAGGUGGACAUCAUCAUCAUCAUCAUCAUGAUCCUCAUCAUCACCAUCAUCAUCAUGAUUCUGAUCCAGAGAAUCAAAUCAUGCCAAGAAAGAAGAUGGAUAAUAUUAACCUUCAGGCAGCUGCACUUCACGUUAUAGGUGAUCUCCUGGCAUCACUGGGUGUUCUCAUCUCAUCAAUUGUGUUAUGGAUCAAACCUGAAUACGGCUUUGUGGACCCUUUGUGUACAUUUUUAUUCUCAAUGAUAGUGAUGUAUACGACAUAUCAUCUUGUUCGAGAUUCUUUGGUUGUCUUGAUGGAAGGAGUGCCUCAUCAUCUCGAUGUGGAAAAGCUUGAAACGUCAUUGUUAGGUUUGAAAAGAGUGAUAGGUGUCCAUGAUCUUCAUAUCUGGACGUUGUCCCCAGGAAAGAUGGCUCUUUCUGUACAUUUGACUGUGAAUCCUUUGGUAAAUACGGCAACAUCAAGUUUACAUAGUGAUAGUAGUGGUAGUAGUUCCCAUACGAUGAUGGCGGAGGUUAAUCAUGAUAAUCGGGUUUUGGUAGAAGCUCAAUCUUUGAUUUAUGAUCUUUAUGGUGUACAUCAUAGUACUAUACAAAUUGAAACAAAUGCUACUGGCUCCCUUGUUGAUGAUUGCCUACUGCAUUCACACUAAGCAAAAAAAAAAAAAAAAAAAAAAA